AUGAGGUUCUCGCUCGCUUGCCUGUCGCUGUGGGCGACCAAUGCUAUUGCGCUAUCAACAUACAGUGUUGAUGGUUCAAUUCCAACAUUGACCCCGACGGUUGCUGCGACCAUUCCGAGCGAUGUGGAAGCGCCAGAAGUGACUCCUCGAGCAGUCGAAGUGAACCCCGACGGAUACGGAUUCACUGCCACAGUAACAAUUACUGUGGGAAUCACGAUCGACAUUGGGGAGACUAUCACUUGCACCGAGACAGAGACGAUCACCAAAACUAAGCCCGGUCCGACGACCACGGUCACUCAAACCAUCACUGAUAUUUUGACUUCAACGAAGACAAUUACGACUCGAGGAUCGACUGUGACUUACACAGUCACGACCACCAAGCCAGGUCCAACCGUCACGAGAACCCUACCUGGAUCGACUAUCACCGAACCAGCAUCCACAGUCACCGAGCCUGGAACGACGAUUACUGAGCCUGGAACGACGAUUACUGAGCCUGGAACGACGAUAACUUUACCCGCGUCUACGAUUACCGAACCUGGGUCUACUAUCACCGAGCCAGCAUCCACAGUCACCGAACCUGGAUCAACAGUUACUGAACCGGGAUCAACAAUUACUGAGCCAGGCUCAACAAUUACAGAACCAGGGUCGACGAUUACCGAACCUGGAUCGACUGUCACGACGACUCUGCCUGGGUCGACAAUUACUGAGCCAGCAUCGACUAUCACGAUCACCGUUGGAGGGUCAACUAUCACAGAGCCUGGAUCAACCAUCACAGAGCCUGGAUCAACCAUUCCAGCCUCGACCAUCACGAUCCCGGCCUCGACGAUCACGACUACAAUUACCCAGCCUGCGAGCACCAUCACCCUGCCAGGCGGAACCACUACUUUGCCAGGGUCAACGAUUACGUCCACGAUCACCUUCCCGGCGAGCACAGUCACCAUUAUCGGUUCAACCACGAUAAUUGAUACAGUCACUGCGCCAGGUUCAACCGAGACAGUCCCCACGACGAUCUUCGAAACGAUUACUGAUCCAGGGACAACCGAGACACUGACCUCUAGCAGAACUGUCACCAGAACCAUUUCAGUGUCCGUGUGUUCAACGCUUGUAGCCAAUCCAACCUACACGCCCACAACUGCUCUUCCUGACGACUACACCUGGGGCUGCCCUCCUGGGUAUCUGUGUCAACCGCCACACACUGGAGACCGCGCUGGCUGUAACGUGGAAGCUGGUCUCCCGGCAACUGGCUAUGUUUGUGCACCUUCGGAGUGUGUAAUUGCUCCUCCCUUGAUCUUCAAUCAUUCCACAGAGGGCGGCCAGCAAUACAACUUCAGCAGUGACUAUUACAACCUCGAUCCACAGGAGUUUGGUCUCAAUUACAGCAUCUUCCAAUUUACAGAAGAGUUCGUCGUUGCUAGCAAGAAGCGAAGCCUGUUCUCGCCCCUCGGAGACUUUGUCGCCAGGCAGAAAAACAAGAGAGACGAUGACAGCAUCCCUUCCCUCUGCUAUAAUAGCUGUAACGAUGCUGCUCUCGAGCCUCAGUCUAUUGGCAAAGUACCCGCGCUGUGCCAAAGUGACUCUGCUUUCUCCACAGACUUGGCGAAUUGCGAGUCAUGCAUCAGUCGUUUUGCGUCGACACCUUCAGAUGUGUACUCACAAACGCUGUUGCCCUCUUUCUCCCAGUGGCUAAACUUUUGUGCUGAUGUGACGACGACUGCUUCGAGCAGUACGGCACAAUCGACAGCCACCAGCACUACCGCCGUGAGCACUACGACAAGCACAUCAACUGCUUCACCUAGUGACUCGACCGCGACCUCUCCGACGCCUACGGCUACGGCUACUACUGGAAGUACCCAGACCACUGCAGCUUCCAGUACCCAAACUAGUGGCUCUAGUGGCUCAACUAGUGGUGGUUCUACUGGCUCAACUAGUGGUGGUUCCAGCCCAGCUGGGUCGACUUCUGGUUCUUCGGAUACUGACAGUUCGACGACUUCAGGAUCUAGCGUUGGUAGCUCAAUCACUGGAGCAAGUACGCUGGCAACUGUCACCGGCUCAAACUCAGCCGGCCCCAGUGGAACCUCUGGAGCGAACACAGAUUCCUCCUCUGGCUCAUCGAGCACAAGCUCCGGUGCGUCGGGUGUCGAUGCUAUCGGCGUUGGGGCUAGCGGUGGAACCACCCCUGGCAAGAAUCCCACUGCAACGUCCUCCCGUGGUGUCGCUGGCUCAUCUGGUAGACCUGGAAGCCAAUCUAGCACUGCGAGCGCAUCUACUUCUUCUCCCGCGUUCAAUGCGGCACCAUCAACGAAGAAUGUUCCUCGUACAGGUCUAUUAGGCUUGUUCUUGGCUAUUCUCGCGUCACUCCUUUAA
This is a messenger RNA of Penicillium daleae, 2364 nucleotides long. RefSeq lists its product as uncharacterized. The coding region runs from base 1 to 2364 and encodes 787 amino acids. The record is from RefSeq and is a predicted model, not a curated record. NCBI's taxonomy places the organism in Eukaryota, Fungi, Ascomycota, Eurotiomycetes, Eurotiales, Aspergillaceae. The transcript has 2 exons.